This is a messenger RNA of Syngnathus typhle (broad-nosed pipefish), 2692 nucleotides long. RefSeq names its product hyccin-like. Gene Ontology annotation, cellular component: plasma membrane. The coding region runs from base 207 to 1178 and encodes 323 amino acids. NCBI's taxonomy places the organism in Eukaryota, Metazoa, Chordata, Actinopteri, Syngnathiformes, Syngnathidae. The transcript has 8 exons. The record is from RefSeq and is a predicted model, not a curated record. Gene Ontology annotation, biological process: phosphatidylinositol phosphate biosynthetic process; protein localization to plasma membrane.
CAGAACAAGUGAAGUGUCUCGUUAAACGUGCGCGCGACCCUUCAACCGUUGCAGCUGCACGGCACGCCGCAGCUCGGCUUGAGGCGAAAGGUAGGAAGGAAGGAGGAGACCGGGGAGGGGAGGGAAAUGGCAAACUGCCACCGGCGACGACGGUGCGCCUGUUGAGGAGCUCCACGCGGACACACGCUCGCGUCCGGCUAGCCGUCAUGGACGACUCGGAGCCCGCAGAGGACGGCCUGCUCGCGGGUUUGCGCUGGAACCGGAGCGCGCGGGACCAAGCUCAGCUCAAGCACAAAAUCCGGGACCUCCCGGGACUACUAAAACACGGGCUGCACCUGCGGAAGAAAAGCCAAUCACCUGACACAAUCCCCGGACCAAGUGCUGGGCCGACGGUAAAUAAGUCAUGCUCCCAGAGUUUUCCCUGCGCUGGCCGUGCUGUGAGAAAUGGUUUCCUUUCCCAUGGACCGUACCCAGCUAAAGACAAGAUACAUUUGGCCAGAAUCAUACGAGUGUGUAUAUGCGGUUACCCGCGGCAACAGAUACGGCGCUAUAAAGGUAUUAGCACACGGAUGACGGUUACAUCAGAGUUCUUGGUUCAGCUCCUCACAGGGAUACACUACGCAUUGUGUAACGGAGAAGCGGAACUCGGAUCCAAAGCUUUGGAUGACGUCCUGUAUCGGGCCCAGCUCGAGUUGUUCCCGGAAGCGCUCUUGGUGGGCAACGCCAUCAAGUCGACGCAGCAGGGCGCGGCUCUGAAAAGCAACACCAAGGAGGGUGCACGUAGCAUCCAGGUGGAGAUCACACCCACCGCUUCCAGGAUCUCUCGGAAUGCUGUCACGUCGCUCUCUAUCAGGGGCCACCGCUGGAAACGACACGCAGAGUCCCAGGAGGUGAGUGUAGACAGUGAGGCCGCGCCGGGGGGCGUGGCCAUCCCCGAUAUCAGUGUGACGGGCGUGAGCAGCGAGCGAAUGCCCAACGGAGAAUCCCUGCGAGCGCGCUCCGACGGCCGCACCUACCCGGACGGCGAAACUUUGGGAGGUGCCUCCGAUGUCAGCCCGGAACCCCGAAGUCAUGAGUCCAGCAUGCGGGGGCAGGAGGUCAGGAGGCAGAAGUCUGUGAGGCGAAUGCUGGAAAACGAGAGUUCUGGGUCGGCCUCCAUAGGGAAGAGCCAGCACUAAGUUCUUCCUUCCCCUUGCCCCAAUCCUGGGGUAACCUAGACGCAGUGGAUCUGGGUUCCCCGGAUGAGCUGAUGGAUAUUUCGGAGGAGACGUCCGUCAAACGUCUCACGCUCACUUCGAGCCAGUCUGUGCCCAAAGCAGGAGCUCUCACCAGCUUGACACGCACGGCCAGCGCCGUGUUCUCUCGCUCUUUUGAGCAGGUAGCUGCCGGUACCACCCCGGCCCCUGGCAACCACACUGCCCCAGAAUCUGGCACUUAUUCAUGCAGCCUGCAGGAGGAAGGGACGGCCUAUUUAAACCACACGCAACGUUCGCCAAGUAUCAGCGCGCACCUUGGCUCGGACCUUUGAAAUGGUUUUAUGAUGAACCUUUGGAUUUGAUCCUGUGAUUCUGCACCAGUAACCUGGAGCUGUAAGCCAUGCCAACCACUAGGGACCACGAACAUUUUUUUUUCUUUUCCUUCGCUCCCAUGCUCCACUGCGGUGUUGUUCUUUCUGUGCCGGGGAGUUGAAGUCACUUUGCCGAUUUCUUUGACUCAUUCAUUGUAAACCACUGCCAUGUCAGGAAGAAAUUUACAAGCCUCUGACAAUAUAUACAUUUAAAGCGCAUCACUAACCACUGUGUGUCAAAGUAUUUGGAAAUGAGUUGGCAUGUGUUGCCUUUGCAUGCCUUUUCCAUACAUUCACCUUUACCUUGACCCCCCCCCCCAUGGAAGGAGAUGUGUGUGGGUGAGUGUUUUUCUUUUGUGUGUGUGUAUAAAAGCUGUUGAUUGAAUGAAAGUUUAAACCUCCGGAUUCAAAAAGAACAAUUUUCUUUGCUCCUUCCUCAUAGCAAUACAAACCGUACCUUCAGUGUUUAGACGAAUAUAUUUAAACCUAAACGACUUUGGUCUAAUAACAGAUAUUUUUAUGAAAGAAAAAAAAAUCCACAUUCUUCCCUAACAAGUAUGGAAAUCGCAAGUGUUCCAUUCUUAAUAUUUACAGUCAGUAUUGUUCUGAUGAGCAAGAUGAAACUCAACAUAAUUAGUCCAAUGAUGUUUUUGACUCUGGUGAGAGGGCUAUGAAGUAUCAGGGUUUGCACUUGAGAGGCUAAUUACAUAUUUAUAAAGGAGUAACUCUCACAGGUACCAAUCCCAAAAGAAGGUGUGUUACAUAUGUCUGUAAGAAAACCUGUGGAUUAUUUUAAUACCUCAUUUAGCCACCAUGCCAGGUAUUUGUAGUAUUUCUGACGUCUCUUUCCUUUUCUUCCAAGUCAACCCACCUCCAUCAAAUCAUCAUGCUAACACAAAGGUCACCUCCAUCCCCAGUGUAAACUGUCGUCUGUGUGCUAUUAACGGUUUGGUGUACAUAAUUUGAAAGGACAAUCCAUGUGUUUCAGUAUGUCAGUUUACAAAUUGUGACUGCUUCUGCUUUUGCUGUACAUCAUAUUGUUGUUCUUAAGAUGUUUUUACUGGCCUUUUUAUAUGUCCGAGGAUGUGCAGCUCAUUGCUUCUGGAAAUAAAGUGUUUCUUUUGA